Messenger RNA from Candida dubliniensis CD36, 1362 nucleotides. Its product is annotated as tRNA 1-methyladenosine methyltransferase subunit. The record is from RefSeq and is a predicted model, not a curated record. Gene Ontology annotation, biological process: tRNA methylation. Lineage: Eukaryota; Fungi; Ascomycota; Pichiomycetes; Serinales; Debaryomycetaceae. Gene Ontology annotation, cellular component: tRNA (m1A) methyltransferase complex; nucleus. The transcript has a single exon. Bases 1 to 1362 code for a protein of 453 amino acids.
AUGACUGUUUUCAAAAAGAGUGAAACCACCAUCCAAUCGGGUCAACAUGUUUUGAUCCGUCUACCAUCAGAGGGAUUGAAAAUCGUUCAUUUACAAGAUACAGGUAUAAUAGGAUUAGGAAAAUUUGGAUCUUUUGAAGUUUCCAAUAUUUUGGGGUACCCAUUAGGUACAUCAUUUGAAAUUAUUGAAGACCACAAGGUUAAACCAAUCAAGAGUAUAUCCACUUUGGAUUUGACAGAUUCCGAUGAAACAGUUCAACGUCAAGAAUUAACUAAAAUGUUUUCUGAUAGCGCUGAAAAUAAUCAGAAUAUUAUCAAUAUCGGAUCAAAAAUUCAAAAAUUGUCUAAAGAUGAUAUCGACGAGUUGAAAAAACUGGGUGCUAGUUCUAGCGUUGGUCAAAUGAUCAUUGAAAAAAUGAUUGCUGGACAUGAAGGGUUUGAUAAAAAAACCAUAUUUUCUCAACAAAAAUACCUUAAAAGAAAGCAACAAAAGUUUUUAAGACGUUUCACAGUCGAUUACCUUGGAGGAAGUGAAUUAUUACAAUAUUAUAUCGAAAAGGAUUUGAAUAGGGUUUUAGAUCUUAGUGUUGAGACUUUAGGUUUGAUGUUGACAUAUAGUAAUGUUCGUCCUGGUGGAAAGUAUCUUAUAAUUGACGAAACAGGUGGAGUCUUAACUUAUGCAAUGAUGGAAAGAAUGAAUUGCGAAGGAACGAUAGUUUCAAUUCAUGAGAAUGAACAUGCAAAUUUAAUAGCUUUAAGAUAUUCAGACUAUGGUAAUGAAUUGGAAACUAAAACUGUUAAAAAUAUAAAUUGGUUGCAAUUCAUAGACCCUCAAAACGAGAAGAUUGAUUGGACAGAUCUUUCGGACGAAGAAGUUAAAAAAAUAAAGAAUAAGAGCCAGUAUAAGAAACGUCGUGACCGUGCUUUGCAGAUCAAUGAAGUUAUUCAACUAGUUGAAGAUGGAAAUUUUGAUGCAUUCAUAUCUGUUUCAACAUUGAAUAUGUCUGAAGUGUUGGAGUAUGUUCUUCCUAAGGUCGGUGGAUCCAGACCGAUUGUAGUAUACAAUCAGUACAAGGAAUCAUUAUUGGAAGUUCAACAAGCAUUGGCAGGAGACAAAAGAGUGUUAGCUCCAUCAAUAUAUGAAACCAGAGUUAGACCAUAUCAAACUAUUCCCGGACGGAUGCAUCCCGUGAUGACAAAUAGAGGGGGUGGUGGCUAUAUAUUGUGGGGGACACGAGUGAUUCCUCACGAUGCUAUUACUGCUGUAGGUAAGGGAUACGCAAAGCGAAAGAGAGUGGAAGCUCCAUCAGAGACCGACACAGAGACAAUAGAGGUACCAAUCGAUCAAGAAAGCUCUGUUUAA